Molecule: messenger RNA, 696 nt
Organism: Mesocestoides corti
Lineage: Eukaryota; Metazoa; Platyhelminthes; Cestoda; Cyclophyllidea; Mesocestoididae
Source: the annotation of a GenBank genome assembly
AUGCCUUUGUCGCAGAAGGCAAAUUUCUAUGAACGGAAAAGCGAAAAGGCCUUGUGCAACUUAUCUAAGUUGAUUGGCCUCGUAGAGAAGAAUUAUGCCGACGCGAUAGAAUUCCUUCAGAAAGCAAUAAGCUACCUAGAUCAGGCGAAGGCUGACAUCUGUAGUGGCAGUGAGGAAGAAUUGCGUAUCUAUGAAAUGCGCCAAGCAUCUCUGCAACGACAAUUUGAAACCCUUCAGCCCUACCGAUUCCUUUUGAUCCAUCGACCUACCGCAGAUGCAAAGUCUACUCGAAGCCGAAGUUUAGACUCGCGCCUCCGCAAAUCAACAGAAGGCUUCGUCUUCCUUGUUGAUGAAAAUGGAAAUAAUCCUCUUAGGGACCUAACCCCCUACGAGGCCAAACCGACCGUUGUCUUGAAGAAUUAUUCAAAGCCGAGUGACCAAAGACUUGAAGAAUGCGAAGUACGUAUGGCAGAGCUGGAAAAAAUGGUAAAUGAACUUUCUCUGAAACUGGAGGAAUCCGAACGUCGAGCAGCUCUCGAAGAAAACGCGCGUCUGGCAGCGGAAGGGGAGUUACUAAUGAUACGGCGACCGCACCAUUGGGGCUGCUCUCCUCUUGAAACCAAUUCUGUUUACAACUCCGUCUCCAUAGACACUUGUAACCGUUCCUACACGCCUGAUGACACGGCCCCCCAUUAG